AUGAAGCAAAUUGAUGAGGCGAAAUCGGCGCUGGGUGGACUGCGAUUGAGGAAAACUGAACUGGAGAAAGAUUGCGCCAUGCGAAGUCACGAAACUGAAUUAACUGGUUUCACACAUUUUCAGAAAGUGCUAAUUUUAUUGCUCUUUUCCCACAGUUUGUCUGUAUUUUGGGGUGGAUUCUUCUUUGUUCUUCUGAAAAUGCUCAUUUUACUGCAACAGAUUCUCUGUUGUUUCCGGACACUGAGCGGUCAUUCUUCUGCGCUGAAGUUAAAUCAGGGGAAAUUCAGAAUCAAAACAACAUUCUGA
Gongylonema pulchrum is the source of this 306-nucleotide messenger RNA. Lineage: Eukaryota; Metazoa; Nematoda; Chromadorea; Rhabditida; Gongylonematidae. The record is from the annotation of a GenBank genome assembly.